Apodemus sylvaticus (European woodmouse) is the source of this 4108-nucleotide messenger RNA. RefSeq names its product spermatogenesis-associated protein 31D1-like. The record is from RefSeq and is a predicted model, not a curated record. The transcript is spliced from 4 exons. Bases 1 to 4038 code for a protein of 1345 amino acids. NCBI's taxonomy places the organism in Eukaryota, Metazoa, Chordata, Mammalia, Rodentia, Muridae.
AUGGAGAACAUUCUCUCAUCUCUGAGUGGCCUCUCUAAGACAUGGCUGACCCUUGGCUCAGCUUCCUACCACAUAGACCUCAACCACACUCUUCUGAGUGGACUGGGGCUGCUGCUUCUGUACAUCUGGUACCUGAUAUGGAGACUGCUUAUACAGACGUUGCGGAGAAAGAAAAAUGCCCCAAAGCGACAGAACAGCAUUAGACGCCAUAAAAGGAAAGCCUUUAAACGUAAGAGAACUAGCCAGAAAGACCCCGAGGAAGGAAGGAAGCUGCAGACAAUCUUGCAAAGCCCGGGCAAGCCGUAUGAUCCCACAGGCUUUCGGCAACUGCUAUGUCCAGAUCCCCUCUGUAACGUAUGUAACAAAGCGAGUACUCAGGUCAGCCACCUGCUCUCUCAGGCUGCCCCGGAAGACGGUGCUGCCUCGGUGUCCUCUUUGCCUUCUAAGGCUCCUGUGACAGAGGCUCUACCCUCUGGCCGACCAGGACAUCCAGCUCCAGAAGCUCCUCCCUGCACCUCCCCCUCCAUCUUCUCACCGAACCGAAUCAUUCCUUUGGAUGGUGUAUCUCCUCCCAUACCACUCAGCGCCUCUCUGUCACCACAAGACACUGCUCCCUUAAACCCUGCAGUGUUAUUGGCCCAAACCCCACGCAGAACACUGGCCUCUUCUCCACAUCUAGCUCCAAAUGCCACUCAGGAAGCACAGUUAGCUCUCCAAGCAGAAGUUCCCCAGUCUCCUGUGGAGAGCCCUAGGAAGCGGUCCCCCAAAGUCUCAACAGCCAAAAGCACUGCCUAUCAGCCAGCAUCCUCCCGGCCACGGUUCAGUGCUGAAGACCAGCCCCUGUCAAAUCUGGCACAGCUGCCUCUAGAAUCAUAUGCUACUCAAAGCUCAGACCAGAGACUCACAAAGGCCCAUGCUGAGGAGCCUGGAGACCAUCCGUCUCCCAGCCCUGAUGUCUUAGCACUCUUCAAGAAGCAAGAGAAAGGGAACGCUGAUGUCACUGCAUAUAAAUUUAAAAAGGAGAAAACAGUGUCUUUUUUAAUGCCACCAAACACUUUAGCGGAGAGCUCAGCAUCAAGGGCUGCUCUAGAGAACUCAGAAGUCUCUAACCUUUCAGGUAGUGAAAAGGGAAAGCCAGGGAGCCCUCCCCUACAGCAGCCGCCCUCUCAUCCGAAGAACCCUGGAGACCAGUCAGAGAACAAAGACGUCCGGCUCUUCUGGGGUCUCCCUUCUCUUCACAGUGAGUCCUUAAAACAUGAGGCUGACAAUUCAGGUAACAGUUACCCAGGAAGGGACUCUUUCAACAAAAUGGCUAAGGCCUCCACAGGCAGUGAUGCGUCCAGCCUUCCUUACCCCACCCCUCUGCCCUUGCCUGAGAGUGACCAACAGGGGCAAAUCCUACCUCAGUCUCAGAUCAAGCCCAACUCCCUUGCCAACUAUAAGGCCCAGACUCAACCCCUAAUCCAAUUCCUGCCAGCUUCUCAAUCCCAGCUUAGGAUAUGUGGAGUGCGUUUUCAUAGCCUAAAAGAUGAGGCACAGCCUCUGACCCCAAGUGAAAUUCAACAGCUGGAAUACAACCUAUUACAAAAAGCACUGCAAAAUUUCUUGGGUUUACCCACUCUAAUCCAAAGAUUCCAAGAAGGCUUCUUUCCCCGACCUCCUAAAAUCUCCUCAACCAGAAGUUCAUUCAAGGGCCACGCUCCCAAGACAAUCCUUCCUGGAGACUUCCCUCUCAGCCAUCCACUCGAGAGGAAACUAGAACACCAUCUUCGAAAGAGACUCAUCCAACGCCGCUGGGGCUUGCCCCACAGGAUCCGUGAUUCCCUGUCAUUCAUGAGUCCGCACUCAGAAAUCCCUGAGGUCCCCAUGCCAAGAAGCACCCACGGACUCUCUUGGCUCUCUCUCUAUAAGUUCAAUGCCAACAGAAACCUACCAAGCUUUGGGGUAAGCCAAUUGGGAAGCUUCUAUAGAAAGCCCUUAGAGAUUCACCUUCUAAAGGAGAAACACAGCAAAGUUCAGAGACAAUGUCCAGAGAUAGACCAAGGAGAUCACUUACAGGGUAACUCCAGGGGAGCUACAAAGAGCAGUGUACAUUCUAAUUCUGAGACAGAUCCAGAACUUCAGCCAGGAAAUAUGUCUGGGAAGUUUUCAAAGGAUUCAUGGGUCCAGGGGUGCCUCGGGAAAGAAUGUGAAACUUUCCUGCAGGAAUAUCCUGGCAAGAACACUGAAGAGAUCAGUGGGGGUGAGAUGCUUCCUGCUGUGGGCGGGUCAGGGCACUCUAUGAACACUGCGCAGCCUCCAGCUGAGACCUCCCCCAGACAAAUGGCGCCUUCAGCAGGUGAAGAAGAUGCACUGACAAAGCACCCACAUAACUUGGUGAUAAGUGAUAGCAAAGAGAAGAUGCUGGAAAAACACAUAACAGCCUUCGGCAGGAGGAUGGCGUUUGACCUUCCACAAAGAGUUGAGGAGUCCUUAGAGUCCUACUUGACAAAAGCAGAGCCGUCUCACCCUUUCCCUCAGCAACACGUUCCCGGAGCAGACUCUGACAAGCCCUCCAAGCUCCUCCAGAGAAACACUACUGGAGAUAGAACAGGGACAGUGCAUUCAGUCCCCACCCAACAGAGGCCUCUCCCUGCUACCUCGCCUGUGGGCCACAGCCAGCCAGCCUCUGAGAACAAGAAGGUAUGUGUAGAUAAAGACCUCAGCACAGCCCCAAGGGGCAGAGAGCCGCCCCAGCGCUGGACAGACAGUAUGGCAGACAAAGGCGUCCUGCAACAGUCUGGAUCAGACAACAGACCUGGCCCAGAGCUGCCCAUGAGCCCAGGUGGGCCAACGCAUGAGAGCCUGGCUUCCAGCACCCACACCCAGGGGUCUCAGGGAGAAAGGGAGAGCUGGGAGGACGGCUCCGUGGCUGAGGGGUCCACGCAGCGACACGAGGGAGAGCAACUCCCUGGUCCUCACCCACAGUCCACUCAGAUUGUGAAAGGCACCCAAGGCCUGUGCUCCCCAGGGAGCCAUGUGACUGCAUCUCAGUCCCUGCAGGGAAUGCCAGUUCCCCACAGCUCUGAGACCCCUGACUCUAAAAGUCAGGUGUCCACAGAAGUCCUGGCGAACUCAGAGGGUGGGACACACAUUCAAGUGCCUGCCACGCCCUUGGCCCCAGAAGAAAUGACUUCCAAGCCCCAGGGCCCCUCCAGUGGGGACAUGACAGUUUCUCAGGUGCUGCAUGUGCACUUGCCCACUGUGGGCAUCAGCAUGGAGUCACCGCAGGGUCCCUGGGUCCCUGCAUAUGUCUCAGGCAAGAGGAAGAACAAAGACUGUCCCCCAGGCUCCAGAGCAUUGCCCCCACUGGCAACUGAAGCUGGGAAGCUCGGUGGGGGGGAUGCAGGCUUGGGGACAUCCCAGAGCAGAGGGAAGGGACACUGUGUUCAGCCCAGGGCAUCAGAAGAAACACAAGGACACACAUCUUCCCCAGCACUGACACCUAGGAGUCAGCCUCUGGAAAAUCAGCUCACCAGCCAGGUGAAGGGCUUCUGGCAGAGGCUGUCCCCUGGGAGAAAACACAAAGGACAGGAAAAGUCCCUGGCCAGGGGCUGCUCCCCACUGACAUCUGUGAAGGGCACAAGCCUCACCAAAGGGAGAUGUGAGCUUUGUGGGAACACGGAAUCUCAGAAAUGUGGGAGAGAGCCUGGGACGGUCCUGAGGAGACAGCUGGGGUACAGGCACGGGACAGUCAUUCCCUGCCCCCAGGCACCCGUGUCUCCCCUCGGGUCUGAGAAGGCUCAGCAGGAGGUGCAACUGCAGGCUCAGACAGAGCCUGUGCAGAGGCUGCCCCACUUGUGCUGCAAAGCUUCCUGCUCUCAAGUGCAAAGGGCUGAGUCCUGCAGCCCAGGACAGGGGCAGACAGCCCCUGAGGGGUGUGGCACUACAGGAAAAGCUAAGAGGGUGGAGUCCUCCCCUGUGCAUGCUUCCCCACCGAAGUCCUAUCUGCAGGAAUCACGCUGGCUAGGAGCCUCUGGCCGCCCUUCUCUGUGUUGAAGGCACUGUUGGGAGAUUUGUGUCCAUUACCAAACAAACAAACAAAAAAAAAAGGAAAAAGAAAAAGAUU